AUGGCGGAACGCAUCCUCAUGAACGAAUUCAAAGCCCUCCUCAAAGAGAAGUGGGUUCACGUCCAGUUGCACGAUGACGACAUUUUCAACUGGGACGUCGCCCUGAUCGUGAUUAACCCGGACUCCAUGUACUACGGCGGCUACUUCAAAGCCUCCAUGACGUUCCCGCCCAACUACCCCUAUUCCCCGCCCAAGUUCCGCUUCUUGAAGCCUCUCCACCACCCGAACAUCUACACCAACGGCAAACUAUGCAUCUCGAUCCUUCACGCGCCCGGCGAAGAUGAGAUGUCCGGCGAGCUUGCCUCGGAGCGCUGGUCCCCUGCCCAACGCGUCGAGUCGGUUCUGAUCUCCAUAAUCUCUCUCCUCGACGAUGCCGAGCCUUCCUCCCCUGCGAAUGUCGACGCUGCCGUUUUGCUUCGCAAGGAACCAGAAAUCUACCGGCAGCUUGUGAAGGCCGAUAUGCCCACCCACGAUACUCCCGUCCGCGAGCCCGUCGAGAAGGAAGACCCUGACUUCUGGGCUGAUAGCGAUGCCGACAGCGAUGUGUUCGGUGGUAGUGACUCUGAUGAUGAUCUCGAUAUGGACCAGUCCAGCGGCAGUGAUAUGGAGGAGGUGGAUGAGUCGGCCGACGAUGGUUCUGCGGAGACGAAGGAGUAA
Messenger RNA from Penicillium mononematosum, 657 nucleotides. RefSeq lists its product as uncharacterized. Gene Ontology annotation, biological process: proteasome-mediated ubiquitin-dependent protein catabolic process; protein polyubiquitination. Lineage: Eukaryota; Fungi; Ascomycota; Eurotiomycetes; Eurotiales; Aspergillaceae. The transcript has 4 exons. Gene Ontology annotation, molecular function: ubiquitin conjugating enzyme activity. Bases 1 to 657 code for a protein of 218 amino acids. The record is from RefSeq and is a predicted model, not a curated record.